AUGGCUGCGGCGGCGGCGGCCCCUCGGGGGCGGCAGUCCGGGGAGAACCGCGCGCUCGGCCGGACGGUGAAGCUGCUGGAGCGCCUGGAAGCGCAGUGCAGGGACCCCCGGCUCACCUCGAGUCCCCCCUCUCUGCGGGACCUACUGCCCCGCAUAGAAGAGCUGCUACGCAAAGUGUCCCAGGCCCGGCGGGCGGCGGGCGGCGGCGGGGGCCCCGAGGGUCCCGGCGGCGCGGGGGACUUCCUCGUCAUCUACCUCGCCAACCUGGAGGCCAAGGGCAAGCAGGUGGCAACGCUGCUGCCUCCCCGGGGCCGAGUCGAUGCCAACGACGAGCUCUUCCGGGAGGGCUCCAGGCUCAGGCGGCAGCUGGCCAAGCUGGCCCUCAUCUUCAGCCACAUGCAUGCGGAGCUUGGUGCACUCUUCCCAGAUGGACAGUACAGUGGACACAUGUACCAAAUCACCAAGGCGCCGGCCCACGCCUUCUGGAGAGAGUGCUGUGGGACCCGGUGUCUGGUACCCUGGGCUGAGUUUGAGUCCCUUCUGCGCACCCGCCACCCCCUGGAAGUGGGCUCCACUGCCCUGGCCUUGCGCUCCACUAUUGACCUCACGUGUAGUGGCCACAUAUCCAUCUUCGAGUUUGACAUCUUCACCAGGCUCUUCCAGCCAUGGCCCACACUCCUCAAGAACUGGGAGCUCCUGGCGGUCAACCACCCUGGCUACAUGGCCUUUCUAACUUACGAUGAGGUUCAAGCACGCCUGCAGACCUACAGGGACAAGCCAGGCAGCUACAUCUUUCGGCCCAGCUGUACUCGCUUGGGGCAGUGGGCGAUCGGGUACGUGAGCUCAGAGGGCAGCAUCUUACAGACCAUCCCUCCCAUCAGACCCCUGUUCCAGGUGCUCCUGGAAGGACAAAGAAAAGGCUUCUACCUCUACCCAGAUGGGAAGAAUCACAACCCAGACCUGACUGAACUCCUCCGCGUGGAACCACACCAGCACAUCCAGGUGUCUGAGGAGCAACUGCAGCUUUACUGGGCCAUGGACUCUACGUUCGAGCUCUGCAAAAUCUGUGCCGAGAGCAACAAGGAUGUAAAGAUUGAGCCGUGCGGGCAUCUGCUCUGUAGCCGCUGUCUGGCUACCUGGCAGCACUCAGACAGCCAGACAUGCCCCUUCUGCCGCUGCCAGAUCAAGGGCCGAGAGCCGGUGAGUGUCCAUCAGCUCCCAGGGAGGCCUGUGGAGGCCAGGUCUGUGGCUUCUGAGGACUCAUGGGACAGCAGUGACCUGAAUGACAAUGAGGAGACUAUGGGGCAGGUGGUCCCCUCAGUGCCCCCUCUUCCCCCUCGGCUCGAUCUACCCCCCAUAGGACCCAGGAGCACAGGUGGACUGAAGGUGGGACCUCUGGCCCUCCCCAGACUCCGAGCCCCUUUACCCCUGCCAAAAAUCAGGACCGUGGCCUCAGUCCCUUGGGAGGCCAACUCUAGCUCCCAGGCCAGGGAGGGGCACACAGAGUAA
Messenger RNA from Chrysochloris asiatica (Cape golden mole), 1509 nucleotides. It is a transcript of the gene CBLC, whose product is annotated as Cbl proto-oncogene C, E3 ubiquitin protein ligase. The transcript is spliced from 10 exons. Gene Ontology annotation, molecular function: phosphotyrosine residue binding; calcium ion binding; ubiquitin protein ligase activity. NCBI's taxonomy places the organism in Eukaryota, Metazoa, Chordata, Mammalia, Afrosoricida, Chrysochloridae. Gene Ontology annotation, biological process: negative regulation of epidermal growth factor-activated receptor activity; cell surface receptor signaling pathway. The coding region runs from base 1 to 1509 and encodes 502 amino acids. Gene Ontology annotation, cellular component: plasma membrane; membrane raft. The record is from RefSeq and is a predicted model, not a curated record.